This is a messenger RNA of Solanum pennellii, 2377 nucleotides long. RefSeq names its product mucin-5AC. Gene Ontology annotation, cellular component: cortical microtubule. The coding region runs from base 328 to 2082 and encodes 584 amino acids. The transcript has 5 exons. NCBI's taxonomy places the organism in Eukaryota, Viridiplantae, Streptophyta, Magnoliopsida, Solanales, Solanaceae. The record is from RefSeq and is a predicted model, not a curated record. Gene Ontology annotation, biological process: cortical microtubule organization.
AAAAAAAAAAAGAAGAGGCAAGUCUUCAGUCUUGUAAACCGAAAACGUCUCUCAAAAAAAUUCAAGUUUCAAAUAAACACUGCUCCCCACGACACACACUCUCUCUCUCUCUCUUCCUUCUUCAAAAUCUUCCCUCUCAUACACCUUAAUUCCAUUUCUUCUACUAAUUUAUGUAUCCACUUGCUGUUUCAUUAGUCUGCAAAUGUUAAAUUUGGCUUCAUUUUCAGCUCAUUCAAUCUGUUGGUUUGGUAUUUCGACUGUGAAGAGCUAGGGUUUUUGGAGCUGAUUUGUUGAUGGAUUAAGGAGUUUAAGCGCUUGUUUUUUGCAAUGAAUAGAAGUUUUAGAGCUGAGGAGUCGUUGUCUGGGACGGGGCAGAGGCAGAGACAGCCUCUAAUGGGGAGUAUUAGGAGUUCAGAUGAGGAACUAUCAUUGUUUCUAGAAAUGCGAAGAAGGGAAAACGACAGAAAUAAUAAUCGAUUUCUUCAAAAAUCCGACGAAUUUGAUCCCCUUGGAUCAAAAAGUGGUAGUUCACCUGCAUUUAAUAUUGCACCAGCUGCACCCCUGCGGAAGACUCGUACUGAUGAGUUCCUUAAUGCUGACAAUGAUAAAACGGAUUACGACUGGCUUCUAACACCUCCAGGCACUCCUCUUUUUCCUUCUCUAGAGAUGGAAUCACGUAAAACUAUGAUGAGUCAGCUGGGAACUUCUAGAGCUCACCCCACUGCAUUGACAUCUAGAUUAACAAAUUCUCUCCCAGAGGCCACCUCAAGAAGCAACUUAGCAUCUAGACAGCUAGCUUCCUCUCCUGGAUUAAACACGUCAAGUUCUAGUCUUCGAAGACCAUCUUCUUCAGGUGGAUCAAGACCAUCUUCUUCAGGUGGAUCAAGACCUUCAACUCCUACUGGAAGACCGACAUUGAGCUCAUCUAGAUCCACCUCCACCUCAGCAUCUAGAUCCACAUCUGCUGCAGCAACCAAAGCAAUGGCAUCCACUGCAACCUCUAGAUCAAUGUCAACCACGACAACAUCUAGAGCAUCAAGGUCUGCAACACCUACUUCUCGGGCCACCAUGCCUUCUGCAAAAUCCACUGUUCCUCCAAGAUCUUCAACACCUAUUGCAAGAUCAAGUGCACGGUCCUCAACACCAACAAGCAGGGCCUCAGUUACUGGAUCAAAGUCCACAUCAAGGGCAGCAACUCCAACUCGUCGAGCAGCUUCAGUGUCAAGUACAACAAAUACAACUGUUCCUCCAGUUAAACCUGUGUCUUCCCCUUCGGGUACCAGGUCAGCUACAACGGCAUCACGAAACCCUGCAGCCUCACGUGCUAGUUCUCCAACUGUAAAACCCAGACCAUGGAAGCCUUCAGAUAUACCAGGGUUCUCCCUUGAUGCUCCACCCAAUUUAAGGACAUCACUACCUGACAGGCCAAUUUCAGCUACUAGGGGCAGACCUGGAGCAGCUAGUGUCAGGUCUUCAUCUGUUGAGCCAGCUUCAAAUGGAAGGGUUAGACGACAGUCAUGCUCUCCAGCAAGAGGACGUCCUCCUAAUGGUGUUAUGCAUAGCAGUGGAAGCUCUGUUCCUGUCCCAUCCAUGAGCCGACUUCAUGCUAAAGCCAAGGACAAUGUAAGCCCUGGCAUGGUUGGGACCAAAAUGGUUGAAAGGGUGAUAAAUAUGCGGAAGCUGGUUCCUCCAAAACAAGAUGACAAACAUUCUCCACACAGUAACUUAUCUGCAAAGUCUUCGUCACCUGAUAGCUCAGGUUUUGGAAGAUCAUUAUCAAAGAAAUCCUUGGAUAUGGCUAUUAGGCAUAUGGAUAUAAGGCAGAGAGUCUCGGGUAAUCUGCGUCCCUUGAUGACUAAUAUUCCAGCAUCCUCUAUGUACAGUGUGAGAUCAGGGCCGCCUACUAGAGGCAGGACAAGCAGGUCAAUUAGCGUGCCUGACUCCCCACUUGCCACGAGCAGUAAUGCUAGUUCUGAAGUGAGUGUAAGUAACAACGUUGUGUGCAUUGAUGGAAGUGAAAUUGAUGAAGACAUUAGCAGUGAUAAAGGUGCUCGAUCACCUGCCAGUGUGCGUGGGAGGUGAUGAUUGGCUUUCAUCUGCAUGAUACUUUCUAUGUUUUGGAUCGGUGCCAGUUUCAGAGUUCUGACACCUGAAUAUGAUUGUUUCCCUGGGAGAACUGACUGAUUUGUUUCACCUGACUAUGUAAAGAUUGAUGCAUUGUCUAGCUGUAUUUUGAAUCAUUGUAUUAUUAGUCCUGUUAAUGCCAAUUCCUCGUUUUUGUUCAUGAGAAAUGUGACAUAUAUGAGAUUAGAAUGUCUAAACAUCUUGUGAUGAGAAAUGUGACAUAUAUGACAUUUUUCUUUCUUAGAACAUUUAA